GUGCAAACCUCGAAGACAUCAGCUCGAAUUUCUCCACUAAAGUACAUAAUGUCGUCGCCAACGGAGAGACUCGCUGCAACGGUAGCACACCUCUCCCCACUCAGUUUUUCUGCUUCUUCGUCCCCCCAGUUCCUUGUAAAGAAUAUUGCAGUCUUCGGGGCCGGUUUGAUGGGUACCGGAAUAGCACAGGUCUCGGCACAAAGUGGCUACAAGGUGGUGCUAUGUGACAUAGGUCAAGACUUGGUUGAAAAGGGCCUCGAUGAUAUCAUCAAAUCUUGGGCGAAGGCAGCUCAACGGAUGUUCAACGAUAAUCCCUUAAAGCAAGAUCAGUAUGUGCGGGAUCUCCGGAGCAGGAUCAAGACAACCACAGACCCCGAACAAGCCGCGGAAGACGCAGACCUCGUUAUUGAAGCCGUCAUUGAAAACCUCAAAAUUAAGCAAGAAUUGCUUUCCACUGUCGACAAAGCCGCGAAAAAGUCCUGCUUGCUUGCUACGAAUACAAGUAGCCUGUCUGUCACUGACAUUGGCGCUAUGCUUAGCGACGAGCGUAAGAAGCACUUCGGGGGUUUGCAUUUCUUUAAUCGUGACACGAAGAUGCAGCUUUUGGAAAUCAUACGAACAAAGGACACCUCGGACGCAACAUUCAAUGCCUUCAUCGAUUAUGGGAGGAAUAUCAAGAAGACAGCAGUCGCGUGCAAGGAUACUCCAGGGUUUAUUGUGAACCGGCUAUUAGUUCCGUACCUCCGCGAUGCAAUUCUGAUGCUUGAGCGGGGAGAUGCUUCGGCUGAGGACAUUGACACGGCGAUGAAGUUAGGUGCAGGCUACCCCAUGGGUCCAUUAGAAUUAGCAGAUCUCGUAGGGUUGGAUACCGCCAAACGUAUUGUUGACGCUUGGAGGGAGCGGAUGGAGAAGACAGAAGAUCCGACAAUUCCGAAGGAGAUGCUCAAGUCAUCGGAAUUGUUGGAUCAGUUGGUUUCGGCCAAGAAGCUGGGGAGAAAAACAGGCGAGGGGUUUUUCAAAUAUUGAUCAAUGAAAUUCCUUGGCCUAGACUCGAUAAGGACACCUUUUAUAGAUUUAGAUGAUGGUGCUUGUGCCUCUGAGAUGCGUUCUCCAUCAUGUUUGCAAAGUAACAACUAUGCCCAGUACCUUCUUUCGGUAAUAGGAUGUUU
Messenger RNA from Cantharellus anzutake, 1169 nucleotides. RefSeq names its product 3-hydroxyacyl-CoA dehydrogenase. Gene Ontology annotation, cellular component: mitochondrion. The record is from RefSeq and is a predicted model, not a curated record. The transcript has 11 exons. Lineage: Eukaryota; Fungi; Basidiomycota; Agaricomycetes; Cantharellales; Hydnaceae. Gene Ontology annotation, biological process: fatty acid beta-oxidation. The coding region runs from base 49 to 1026 and encodes 325 amino acids. Gene Ontology annotation, molecular function: (3S)-3-hydroxyacyl-CoA dehydrogenase (NAD+) activity; NAD+ binding.